CAUAGAGGUUGUCUCUCUUAAACUUCACACACUACGACGUGGAAGUUUAUUAAAAAGAACAUAGAGAAAAAAGCCGGUUAGUUUAUUCGCUUGGAAACGGUUAAAUCUAUUGCAAUUUUUAAAAUAAUUGUUUCUUAGAAAACAAAAAAAAAUAAUAAUAAUAAAUGCAACGGCAAUCUAAUAACCCACCGAAUACUGUAGAGAAAAUAUAACGCCAAAUUGGAUUUUAAUUGUGUCUAUUUUCAUGAUUUCGAAUAUUUAUUGUUGUUGGCUUCCCUGUGUAUGAGACAACGUAAUCAGGUUGUUGUUACUCCUCCAAAAACGUAUGACCUAAAUUUUGGAAAAACGACUUCUGCCAGGGAGUCUGCGAUUCGGCGAAUGUGUGUGUGUGUGUGAGUGAGUGAAUGUCUUUGGCAGUGGUAAUAUUUUGGCCAUAUUUUGAGUCCUUGCUCCAAACUCCCACUGCUGUUUAAUAAGUGAUAUUUCGUUCGACAUUUCUGUGGCGCACACAUCCAACCCCUGGUGUUGUAUGUCCAGUCCGUGUGCCAUCCAGCCAGUGUACUUUAUUUAUAAGCGGAAGGAAUAUACUUACAUGUCCCAUGGUAUGUGUACGUUUUCUUUUAAAUAAUGUGAUUACGUGCCGGUGAACAAGUGAGUGUCAGUCAGUCAGCCAGUCACAUUUUUCAUACAUUUGCAGCGCUGUAAAAACCCAUCAUUCACAUCCUUGCCACGAAACAAAAAACGGAGGGAAAAAAAAUACAAAGUCACGUGUCAUAAAAAGUCAUUUAAAUUUAUUUAUUUUAAAUGUGUUCUUGUGUCGUGCUGAAAAAAAAGGAUGUACGAUUGAUUGAAUUAUAUGGUGUGAAAAAAAGUUCGUAACAAAAUCACUGAAAUUAAUCAAUUGAUGUGGGUGUGUACGUGAAUAUAAAAGGAAUAUCGAAAGUUGUUUUUUUGAAAACAAAAAUAAUAUUUAAUGACACAUUUCUGAAGAAUUCUGGAGGCCUUAUCAGACAUUAAGCAGAUACCAAGACAAUUGAAGGAUUUCAUAUUUUGAGGUGAAAGUUCAUUGUUCAGCUGUGUGACACAUACAAAUACAAUAAACGUCGUCUUUAAAUUUAUUAUCAUAAAAUUCUGCGAAACUUUAAAGAAAAGAAUAAUAGCAAAAUACAAAAAUGCAAACGUCACAAGGAUUACUACAAUUAUUAUGGAUUGUUUUGGUGACAGUCUUUACGAGAGAUAUAUUGGCCCUACGUGACGUUCGGGUUAAAGUACCACAUGCGGUGCGUCGUGGCCAAAGAAUUACCAUGAAAUGUCACUAUGACAUUGAAGACGAUACCCUGUAUUCGGUGAAAUGGUACAAAGGCAGACGUGAGUUCUACAGCUAUACGCCGAAUGAAAAUCCGGCAUUGAAGGUCUUUCAAAUACCAGGUGUGCGGGUCGAUCGCCACGCUUCCAAUGAAACACAAUUGGUAUUGGAUUCUGCCACCAUGGCAACGGCUGGUAAAUAUUCAUGUGAGGUAUCAGCCGAUGCUCCAUCUUUUCAUACUUUAAUAGCAGCCGCUGAACUGGAGGUUGUAGAAUUGCCCCACAAUCCGCCUUUUAUCACGGGAAUGCGUGCCCGUUACCAUGUCGGUGAUAUAUUACGCGGCAAUUGUACAUCACGACACUCGAAACCAGCAGCAAAUCUCACAUGGACAGUGAAUAAUGAAGAGAUCCACCCGUCCUAUGUGCGUCAUUACAAAAUUCAUCGAGAUUCACGUAAUGACAUGCAAACAGCAACGAUUGGCUUACAUUUCGUCAUAAAUGAAUAUCAUUUCGAAAAUGGUAAAUUAAAGAUACGUUGCAUAGCUGAAAUUGGCGACAUAUACCACAAGUCAUCGGAGAAAACUCUACUGGAUAUGGACUAUCAUCACAAAUAUUUGGCCAGUAAUACGGUGAACAUGAUACCCACAGAUCAUGAACAUGACUAUGACCAAUAUGCACUGCAGGAUGGUGAAAUGUUACGGAAAGAGGAUACAUAUUUUACGCAAAUAACGGAUUUCUUCAACAACUUUAUGAGCUCAAAUGAUGCCGAAAUAUCUGCAUGGUCUUCGGCGAGUUCAACCAACACCUUGCAGUUGUUAUCCUUCUCGACGAGUGUUGUCUUAAUUAGCUUUGUGCAUUUGUGUUGGUAUUCACAAAUCGUUGAACGAAACUUUUCAUGAAAACAUUAACAAGUUAAGAGGACUUAUAAUAAUUAGAAUAUACACUACAAGCACAACACAAACAAAAGAACACAAGAACAACAAAAACGACAACAACAACCAGAAGAAUACAAUCCUUAAAGGGUAAAUAUUUGGAUUUCAAAUGACAAAAAAAUUAAAGAGAAAGAACAGGAGCGGGAAAUGGAAAUUCAAAAGGAUUAAGCGUAAAGUAUAUACACCUACACAAACACGUUCACAGUUACACAUACCAUACAACACUACAACAACAAGAAAAACAAAUCCACAAAAUAAACCUGAUUUAUUUAUAAGUUUUUGUGUUUCAUAGUGCCACUUUCAAGAAAAUAUAAAAAAUAAAUAUACUUAAAUAUAUUUUGUAAUAUUAUUUAAAAAAAUAAAGAUGAACGAAAAUAAACAAAACAAAUAGUAAGCAAAUCUUAUUGUAUUAUAAUUGAUAAUUAUAAAAAAUAAUAAUAAAACGUGUUAAAAUUGUAAAAGUGUAUAGAAGGUUUACCUUAAAAAAAUAAAGAAAUUAAAUAAAUUUGUGAAAUGUGUGAAAAUAAAAACCCAAGCAUGGAUUGAAAAGUCGUGGGCCUUGGAAGAAUUUUAAAUCAAACUGUAAUAAAAAUAGGCCUUAACAUAACCUUCUUUUCUAGGAUCUAUAAAUACACUGUGCUACACAAAAAUAAUUACAGGGAAAAUCUAGCAGAAGAAGAAAGUACAGCUGAAAAGGGAAGACACGUGUUUUGGUGUUUUGAAAACAUACAUCUAAAAGUAACUAGUGGAGGCAAGUUCCCCCUCUUCCACAUUUGUAGACAUUUUUGGAUUAAGAUUCCUCCGAAUCCGUGCAUUUUAGGUAUAUAGACUGGAGAUAUAGCAUCAGAAUCGGAGGUACCUCCAGAAAAUUAUGUUUUGAAUGCACGUAUCUAUUGAUCGGUUAUAGAUACAGUUUCCAAAUUUAGAAUGCGUAACGGAAAUCGGUAUAAAAAUAAAUUGACCAAAUUAUAUUGAAAUCGGUUCAGAUUUGUAUAUAGCUCCCACAUAUAUUUUUGGUCGAUUUCGCAUAUUAGAUGCACCAAACACGAUAUAUAUAUUCGAUUUCAAUAAAAUUUGGAAAGACUGACGGAAUUUGAUCAGAAAAUAAUUUUGCCAAAUUAUAAAAUCGGUUCAGAUUCGGAUAUAGCUCCCAUAUAUAUAAUUGGCCGUUCUCACAUAUUUAAUGCAACAAACACUGUAAUUUUGUCCGAUUCCAAUGAAUUUUGGAAUGAAUGACCGAAUUUGGUUAAAAAAAAAUUUGCGAAAUCAGUUAAGGUUUGAUGUAGCUUCCAUAUGUAUUUUCAGCCGAUUUCGUAUAUUUGAAGCACCAAUGAUGAAAUUUGGAACAAAAACGGUGUAUUACUGUUAUAUGUGGGCUACAUGAUAUCGUGGACGUAUAUAGAUAAUUCUCUUUCAAUGACUAAAGUACUAACAAGGAACUCGUUGUGCGGAUUUUCUGAAAAUUCCAUUGGGAAUGUGGCUAAAACCAUUAAAAUCCCGAAUGUCGGGGGAUACCGUUACAUGGGGUUUAUACGAUAUUUUGGGCCUAUAUAGAGAAUUCCUUUUCAGGGGUGAAGUGCUCACAAGGAACCCCUUGUGUAGAAUUUUAGACAAUUCCGUCGAAAAAUGCGGCUAAAAUAAUCGAUAUACCGAAUAUCGGGGGUACCGUUAUAUGGGGGAUAUCGUGGACCCAUAUAGACAAUUCUUUUUCAGGGCGUAAAGUGCCCACAAAGAACUCCUCGUGUGGAUUUUCAGACUAUUCUAUUAGAAAAUAUGGCUAAAAUCAUCAAAAUACAAAAUAAUGGGAGAGUUACAGUUAUAUAGGGGCUAUACGAUAUCGUGGACCUAUAUAGAUAAUUCUCUGCCAAGAAAUUUAAUUUUAGAACUUUACGCUGAUCAAGAAUAUAUUUUCUUUGUUGGGUCUAAAAUGAUUAUUUCGAUGAGUUGCAAACGGAAUGACGAACUUAAUAUACCCUCCAUACUAUGUAUGGCGGAGGGUAUAAAAAAUGUCGUCAAAUUAGCUGAACCUGACAUAUUCACGCGUUUGCGGACCGAUCGAUUUCUUUGUUUACGCGCCUGAACGAAAAACAAAUAAAACAAAAACAAGUAAAACAGCAGCUAAGUUCGGCCGGGCCAAACUUUUAAAACCUUCCACCAUUUUAAAGAAACUUGAAACAUUUAAAAAAAAUCCGUAGAAAAAUUAAACUCUUUAUAUGGGUCUAUACGAAGACGAGGCCCUUCAUAUGUAAUUUUUUGUCAUAGGCUGUAGUACCAAAUUUCGAAACAAUUCCGGUGAAUUAGAAGUAGAACCAUUAUGAACUUCAAAUACCAAAUUUGAAACAAUUCCGGUGAAAAAUGUCGCUAAAAUCGUCAAAAUACCGAAUACGGGAGUUAUCGAUAUAUGAGGGCCAUACGAAAACAUGUCCUUUUUAACCUUGCUGCUGGCAAAAUAUACAUGUGUGCAACAUUUGAGCCUUCUAUCUCAAUCCGUUCCAAAUACAGCGUGAUUACAACAGACAGAUAGAGAGACACACGUUGUAAACUUUCAAAAAGCCGAAACACUUAUCUUUUUUUAGCUCUACUUACAUAAUCUGCUCUAAUCAUUGAAAAAUUUUGGAUUUUGUUGCUCAGAGAUAUUUAAGAAAUCAUAUACAAUAUUGACACUACAAGUUUUUAACUAACAAAAAUGCCUUUCCUUCAUCAAAACCCUAGUGCUGAAAAAAAAAAAAAAACAGGAGUAAAACGCAAUGAACUUUCUCAAAUAACGACCUUUUCUAUAAGGAAUUCUCGUUUACAAUGAAGAAAACUAUUUUUUAAUAUCAAACCACUUUUGAUGUGUUUCUCCCGCUGCGAAAUUUUUUUUCCAAUUUUUCUCCCCAAUAGAGUAAUCUAUCAAUCUCGAAAAGUUGUUCUAAUAAUUAAUUCUAAGCCAAAUAUUUCCUUUCGCUAUCUUGAUUUCUGACUAUAUAGUCAUUUUGGUAAACUUCAAUAUUUAAAGAAGGCCCAGUACUUUUCAUCCCAUGCCCAACCAACGAAAACGGUUUACUGUAAUGCUGCUACAAAUUCAACAAGUUGAGGAACUAUUAUGCUCAAAAUAAAGUGAAAUACAAAACGAAAUACCAAAAAACAAA
Messenger RNA from Musca domestica (house fly), 5368 nucleotides. RefSeq lists its product as uncharacterized. The transcript is spliced from 8 exons. The record is from RefSeq and is a predicted model, not a curated record. Bases 1173 to 2204 code for a protein of 343 amino acids. Lineage: Eukaryota; Metazoa; Arthropoda; Insecta; Diptera; Muscidae.